Molecule: messenger RNA, 744 nt
Organism: Momordica charantia (bitter melon)
Lineage: Eukaryota; Viridiplantae; Streptophyta; Magnoliopsida; Cucurbitales; Cucurbitaceae
Source: RefSeq, a predicted model, not a curated record
UUUCCCAAAUUUUUACUUUUAUUUAAACGCCAUCUCUCUGCUCGAUAUCUACCUCUCGCCGUGUUCUUUUUCCUCUCACCCAAUUUUCUAAAAUUUGUUCUCCGAUCUAAACGAACCGUUUUCUGCUCAGAAUUUAAUGGAUCCGAUGGGGUUGGCUCAGCUGGCGACGGGGCUGAGCGUGGUGGCCGGCGCGGUGGUGGUGAAGUCCGUGAUGGACCAGAAGCCGAUGGCCGGGCCGUUGCCCACGUGCCCGACUUGCAACGGAUCGGGUCGGGUCACGUGCAUAUGUGUUCGGUGGUCAGAUGGAGAUUUCGGGUGCCGUUCAUGUGCCGGGUCGGGUCGGAUGUCGUGCAGAAGCUGCGGCGGCGGUGGAAGAGGGCGGCCGAUUACAGUGCAGUUAUCAGCCGGUCAACCCAACCGCCGGUUUUGAGGAGUUUCUCCAAUGUAGAAACUAAAUUAAAUUAUAGUAUGCUAAAGUUUAUGAAUUAAAUUAAAUUAAAUUAAAUUAGUUAAAAAAAGUGUAGGAAUUAAUUUGUUACCGAUUUAAAAUGGGAAACUAAAUGUUAAUUUAGCACAAUUGUAAAGACUAAAUUUGAACAAUGUUUUAGUUCAAUUGUACGGAUAUAACUUAAUUAAUUGUUUUUUUCUUUUAGUAUAACAAGUGGGGUGGAAGGUUAAAAAUUAUCGCUGAGCUAUGCAUUAAUUGUUAUAUUUUAGUAAAAAUAUUUCAUGAAUUUCAAAAAA